AUGCCAUUUGACCCUCGUAUAUUCACCCGAUCCACCCAAUCUAAUGGAUCGGAAGUUUCACCAGGGGACGGUGAAAACUCCAGUUUGGAAGAUCGUGUGCGGGAAUUCUUGUUGUUGCCAUUGUAUCCUCACGGCUUCCCUUCCAACAAUGACCAAUUGGAGGAGCUUGAACCUGUCCCACUGACUGACGAAUAUGAGACUGCUGUCAAGCAAGUGUUGUACCGAUGCUUCGUAGUGAGAUCGUACAUCACGCAACAUGCCCCUCGGCUCAAUGACACCCAGGAAUCUCAAACUUCCAAUCAAGGUAUGAGUCUAAAUUUGACUGAAGGGGAAUUCCGGGAACCAAUUGAGGAGGUGACCAUAACGGGGGGGAGUGAGGGCGAGUGGGUUCACCCUGACCAGUGA
This is a messenger RNA of Tremella mesenterica DSM 1558, 405 nucleotides long. RefSeq lists its product as uncharacterized. The transcript has 2 exons. The record is from RefSeq and is a predicted model, not a curated record. Lineage: Eukaryota; Fungi; Basidiomycota; Tremellomycetes; Tremellales; Tremellaceae. Bases 1 to 405 code for a protein of 134 amino acids.